Paecilomyces variotii is the source of this 751-nucleotide messenger RNA. RefSeq lists its product as hypothetical. Bases 19 to 606 code for a protein of 195 amino acids. NCBI's taxonomy places the organism in Eukaryota, Fungi, Ascomycota, Eurotiomycetes, Eurotiales, Thermoascaceae. The record is from RefSeq and is a predicted model, not a curated record. The transcript has a single exon.
CGACAGUACUCCCGAGAAAUGUUCAGUUUUAUCAUCCAAUUUCGAGAACUUACCAAUUUCCUAUUCCUAUCCCUAUCCUAUAUUUGUUCUUCUUCUUUAUCGUAUAUAUGGGGGGAGGAGGAGGAGGAGAGAGUCGUCCCCCUUCCCCCUCCCCCCCAGAACGCUAUGGGUUGGCUUCUAUCCAACCGCUAUCUCCUGAACCACAGUCGAGGCUUGAGGCAGAGAGGCGCGAGGCAGGAAGUCAGGAUUAUCCUUUUCAAUCAGCUCAUUCAAGAACUUAUAUAUACUCUUCUUUACAUGAUUCAGCACCGAGCUAUCGGUUUUUAUUUUCCAACAUUGUCAUUCUCUCUGUCCUAUCUCUUUUUUAUACUGCCGCACCUCGUCAUUGAAGCAGGGUACUCGGGAAAUCUCUCGCGUCUAUGUAUAUCCACGCAUGCAAGGUGGCGUCUUGAUAUACUGUCGGAUUUCGAUCGGUCCGACUUGAGCUGGGGAGGGAGCUAUUCAGAACAAAUACAAAAUCUGAGGUUGUUGCCCUUGAUGAGGCCACUCGGAUGUUGGAGGCUGAUAUGUGGAAUGCGUUUGCAUACCAUGGAAUGUCCUUUUUGAGACUGAUGGCGGCCUCGGCCCAUAGUGGUAAGUUAUCCUACUCCAUGCAGCGUCUCCAAGCUCAAUCUACCCUGCUUCAUGUUGCUCCUUAGAAAAUGUGACUGACGUUCUUCGCUAUAACAGACUGCAUUUCUUACAGUCUUCA